Trichobilharzia regenti is the source of this 1320-nucleotide messenger RNA. NCBI's taxonomy places the organism in Eukaryota, Metazoa, Platyhelminthes, Trematoda, Strigeidida, Schistosomatidae. The record is from the annotation of a GenBank genome assembly.
AAUAACUAUAUUUUAGUCAUGGUAGACCAUUUUACCAAAUGGUGCGAGGCUAUUGCGAUACCACAGAUUGAUGCUGUAACCAUCGCAGAGUCAAUUUUUGACCACUGGGUCAGCCGUUGGGGGGCACCACUUCAACUGCAUUCAGAUCGAGGAUCCAACUUUGAAAGUAUCGUUGUCAGCGAACUCUGUCGUAUAAUGGGUAUCCGGAAGACACGCACUACCGCGUACCACCCACAGGGAAAUGGCUUGGUUGAACGCACCAAUCGGACACUUAAAUCCCUCUUGCAGGCAUUUGUAGAUCAAAACAACCCCAGGGAAUGGGACCGAUCACUCUCACAGUGCUUAAUGGCAUACAGAGCAAGCAUUCACAAAGCUACGCGUCAAACGCCUCAUUAUAUGGUCACUGGAAGAGAACUCCGGUUGCCAAUCGAUCUGACUUCAAACACACUAGGAGAGGAUACACUGAUUGCAUCCGAACACGUAAUCAGACUUCGACGAAACUUGAACAAGGUACAUCAGAUGACUAGGGAUAUACUCCAAACAAACCAGAGGUACCAGAAAGAAUACUAUGAUAGGAAAGCACAUGGAUCACCAGUGGAGCCAGGAGACAAGGUGAUGCUACUUAAGGAGGCACCACCUAAAGGGAAAGCUCUUAAAUUCCAUAAACGCUGGGAAGGACCAUUCACUGUAGUAGAGGUACUAAGUGACUGCACCUGUAGGAUUCAGGAACCGAAUUCCUCUCAUAGUCUAGUCACACACUUCAAUAGACUAAAACCUUUUCGACAACAGGCCUUAGUUCAGACAAGUCCCGCAGGAACAGUCACCUAGCACUGCGGACAGUGCUCCUAUGGGAGAGGGGGUAGUGUAAGGCAUGGUUGGCUGCGAAGUAUGCAGGGAUUGGUUACCCAAGACGAGGCAACGGAUGACCAAUAGGAGUGCCCUUCCCUCUUAUCUAAUUGUAUUGCGAUUGGUUGUAAAUAUAAUACUUGACCUUGAGUCUUCGUUCUUACUAGCACGCAACACUUGUGUGAUCACGCUGCUAACGUGCGCUUUGCUCUCUGUUUCAGAUCAUUGCUUGACGAGUGGGAUUACAAUUUGUGUCUGCAUGGCGGACUGUAUUCUUGCUUCUUCAUUUCAGAUCAUGAAUACUCAUUUACAGCAUGUUCGCCAGCGUCUUCAAAUGGUAGAAUUGGAUCGUUCAUGGAAUUUGAGUGGUUAUGAGAUAGACGGUUUGGAAUUAAUCCUCAUUUCAGUUUAGAUGCAGGGUUGUUCGACCUCGACCAGAAGAUGAAUAGGAGCAGCAAAAUACCAGAAAGAGAA